Protopterus annectens (West African lungfish) is the source of this 5878-nucleotide messenger RNA. RefSeq names its product dishevelled associated activator of morphogenesis 1 (gene DAAM1). Gene Ontology annotation, molecular function: small GTPase binding; actin binding. The transcript has 27 exons. Gene Ontology annotation, biological process: actin cytoskeleton organization. Gene Ontology annotation, cellular component: stress fiber. The coding region runs from base 415 to 3648 and encodes 1077 amino acids. The record is from RefSeq and is a predicted model, not a curated record. Lineage: Eukaryota; Metazoa; Chordata; Ceratodontiformes; Protopteridae.
AAGGGAUGCAUUAACCCAUUGCCUGUCUUUUUAUUUUAAAAUUCUGCGUAAAAGAAUGGUUGCUAACACUGGACUGCUGUUAUAGGUGGUAGUAUCUGAUGGGAUUCUUAACCUUCUGAGAGGAUAUGAACUUAUACUGGAGGAAAGCAAUACUUCUAAAACAGGGCAGAAUUUUAGUCUAGUCUGUUUGCUUUUCCUCUCGAGGAAGUGGAUAUUUCCUUUGACAUGUGAGACCAGAUUGUUGCCUACAUUUCAGCUGAAUGCCAGUGGAAGUUAAUGGACUUUGCUACAGAAUACAAAAUAUGCAUCCAUUAAUACGAGUCCUAGGAAGAAUAUCUAGUGUGUAUAGUUAACAGACAUACAAGAAGGCAACAGUGGUUUUAAGUGAUAAAAACAUUUUUAUCAGGUCAGAAUAUGGCACCAAGAAAGCGAUCUGGUCGGGGGAUGUCUGCCAUAUUCUGCUGCUUCCGAGGUAGUGAUCAUCCUGAGAUCACAUACAGGCUAAGAAAUGGCAGCAACUUUGCCUUGCCAACAAUUGAGCCAGCAUGGCCCAUGCCGCCGGUUGAGGAAUUGGAUGUCAAGUUCACUGAACUGGUGGAUGAACUUGACCUCCCAGAUAAACACAGAGAAGCCAUGUUUGCACUUCCUGCAGAGAAGAAAUGGCAGAUAUACUGCAGUAAGAAAAAGGAACAAGAAGAGAAUAAAGGAGCCACAAGUUGGCCUGAGUUUUACAUUGACCAGCUGAACUCGAUGGCUGCAAGAAGAACAUUAUUAGCUUUGGAACAGGAAGAUGAGGAAGAACGAAGUAAAACAAUAGAAAGUCUAAAGACAGCACUUAGAACACAACCUAUGAGGUUUGUAACCCGGUUUAUUGACUUAGAUGGCUUGACAUGCAUUCUAAACUUUUUAAAAAGCAUGGACUAUGAGAUUUCAGAGUCUCGAAUACAUACCUCGCUAAUAGGAUGCAUCAAAGCACUAAUGAAUAAUUCUCAGGGUAGAGCGCAUGUCUUGGCCCAUCCUGAGAGCAUUAAUGUAAUUGCUCAGAGUUUGAGCACAGAGAAUAUCAAGACAAAGGUAGCCGUGCUGGAGAUCAUGGGUGCUGUGUGCCUGGUACCUGGAGGUCACAGAAAAGUACUGGCUUCUAUGUUGCACUAUCAGAAGUAUGCAAGUGAAAGAACACGAUUUCAGACUUUAGUCAAUGAUUUGGACAGAAACACAGGAAGAUACAGAGAUGAGGUCAGCCUUAAGACAGCAAUUAUGUCAUUUAUUAAUGCAGUCCUAAGUCAAGGUGCUGGAGAGGACAGUCUUGACUUCAGACUCCACCUUAGAUAUGAGUUUCUGAUGCUAGGAAUCCAGCCAGUCAUUGACAAAUUAAGAGGACAUGACAACUCAACAUUAGACAGGCAUCUGGAUUUCUUUGAAGUGCUUCGAAAUGAAGAUGAGUUGCAAAUUUCAAGGAAGUUUGAUACGAUUCACAUAGAAACAAAAAGUGCUAACCAGAUGUUUGACCUCGUACGAAAGAAGUUAAGCCAUACGGAAGCAUACCCUCACUUUAUGUCUAUCCUUCACCACUGUCUCCAAAUGCCAUAUAAGAGAGGUGGCAGUACUGUGCAGUAUUGGCUGUUACUCGACAGAAUUGUUCAGCAGAUAGUUAUCCAGAAUGAUAAAGGGCUUGAUCCUGAUGUCUCACCGCUAGAAAAUUUCAAUGUGAAGCACGUGGUCAGAAUGCUUGUUAAUGAAAAUGAAGUCAAACAGUGGAAGGAGCAAGCAGAGAAGAUGAGGAAAGAGCACAAUGAACUACAGCAGAAGUUUGAAAAGAAAGAGAGGGAAUGUGAUACCAAGACACAGGAGAAAGAGGAAAUGAUGCAAACACUAAAUAAAAUGAAAGAAAAACUAGAAAAAGAGUCAUCAGAACACAAGGCUGCUAAACAACAAGUGGCUGAUCUAACAACCCAGAUCCAUGACCUUAGUAUGAGAGCAAUCCAAGCUGCUGUUCCGAGUGGGCCUUCAGGACCACCUGGAGCACCUGGUGGCCCUCUUCCUCCUCCACCACCAGGUGGAGGACUGUUACCUCCACCUCCACCCAUGGGAGUACCGCCUCCUCCACCUCCCCCACCACCUCCUGGAGGUCCCCCGCCUCCUCCUGGACCACCUCCAUUGGGAGGUAUGCCUCCACCUCCAGGAGCACCACAAGGACUUGCAUUGAAGAAAAAAAACAUUCCAGAGCCCAAGAAUCCACUGAAGUCAUUCAACUGGUCCAAGCUGCCUGAGAAUAAGCUUAUUGGCACUUUAUGGUCUGAUGUUGAUGAUGUAAGGGUCUUCAAAGAGCUAGAUCUUCAGGACAUAGAAAGGACAUUCUCUGCUUAUCAGAGACAGCAGGACUUCUUUGGGAACACUAAUGGCCGACAGAAAGAGGUGGAUUCCAAUGAUGAUACAUUGAGUUCUAAGCAGAAGAUCAAGGAACUUUCCGUAAUUGAUGGCAGAAGAGCUCAGAACUGCAAUAUUCUUCUUUCCAGGUUAAAAUUGUCCAAUGAAGAAAUCAAGCGUGCAAUUUUGUCAAUGGAUGAGCAAGAAGAUUUGCCCAAGGACAUGUUGGAGCAGCUGCUGAAGUUUAUUCCAGAAAAGAGUGACAUUGACUUACUGGAAGAACACAAACAUGAGCUGGAUCGUAUGGCCAAAGCUGACAGAUUCCUCUUUGAAAUGAGCAGAAUAAGUCACUAUCAGCAGAGACUUCAGUCCUUGUACUUCAAAAAGAAGUUUGCAGAGAGAGUAGCGGAGGUGAAACCAAAAGUUGAAGCAAUCCGGUCUGCAUCCAAAGAAUUGUUGCAGAGCAGGAGCCUAAAGCAGCUUCUAGAAGUUGUCUUGGCAUUUGGAAACUACAUGAACAAGGGCCAGAGAGGAAAUGCAUAUGGUUUCAAGAUUUCUAGCUUAAACAAAAUCGCAGAUACCAAGUCUAGCAUAGACAAGAACAUUACCCUUUUGCACUAUUUGAUAACUGUUCUGGAGAAGAAAUAUCCAAAGGUGGUUAGUCUUCAUGACCAGCUGUCUAGUAUAUCUGAUGCAGCAAAAGUCAAUAUGACCGAAUUAGAAAAAGAAAUCAACACACUGAGAAGUGGACUAAAAGCUGUGGAAAGUGAGAUGGAAUACCAGAAAUCACAACCACCAGUGCCAGGCGAUAAGUUUGUUUCUGUUGUUGGCCAGUUCAUUACUGUGGCUGGUUUCAGCUUUUCCGAUGUAGAAGAUCUCCUUGUAGAAGCAAAAGAAUUGUUUUCCAAAGUAGUGAAAUACUUUGGUGAAGAUCCUUUGAAGAUGCAGCCUGAUGAAUUCUUUGGCAUAUUUGACCAGUUUAUUCAGGCAUUUGCAGAGGCCAAGCAAGAAAAUGAGAACAUUAGGAAGAGAAAAGAAGAGGAGGAACGACGAGCACGAAUGGAAGCACAGCUCAAGGAGCAGCGUGAAAGAGAAAGGAAAUCCAGGAAGGCAAAAGAAAAUAGUGAGGAAGGAGGAGAGUUUGAUGAUUUAGUAUCAGCGUUACGUUCUGGUGAAGUUUUUGACAAAGACCUUUCCAAACUAAAGCGGAACCGCAAACGAAUUAACAGCCAGGUGACAGAGAAUACCCGAGAACGUCCUGUCACAAAGCUGAACUGUUAACUUCAUGUAAUGUGUACAUUUUAAAAGUGUGCUGACUGGAGAAGUUGCCUUUUUUGAAAUGGCGAGCAGGUAUUUCAUUAUACAGCCUCUAAGCCUAGCAAUUGACUGCCUCCCUGUAAAGCUGGAUUGCUACUGCUUCUUCUUGAUCCCUGUCGUAGGACAGCAGUUGCAGUUUCUUUGCUGCUGAAGCACAUUAUCAUGUCUGUCUGAAAACAGGCAUGAAACAUUCCUUGGCAUAGUGAAACUAAACAUUCUGAAUAUUUCCACUUUUUUAACUUAAUCCUGGGACUGCAUGGAUCAAGUUGUGCACUGAUGCAUCUGUCUGGAGCACAGAAGAGGACAAUUGGUUGAAUUUUUAGUGUAAUGGACUGUACUUAGUGAUGUCGGUGCAUCGGUGAUGCUUUGUAGGACCAAUGUUGCCAUCCUGGCCUUAGACUGGAGCAUACAAGACAGCGGACCAUUUAAACAGCCUGCUGCAGGCUGUCAUUGAAGAUGUUUAAUGCCCAAACGUUGUGCCAGUUCUUAGGAAUUCUUUGUCCUUGUGAUGUAAUUUUUUUUUUAAUUAAUUUGAUUUGAGACUGGUGUUUUAUGCUUUUGAUGGUAGAUCUUACUGGAGCCCAGUGGAUGAAUGUGUACUUAAUUUAAUAAUAGUAAUCCCCAACACUGUAAUGAUCCUUAUUUGUAAUAGGAUCUAAGCAGCGAACAUUGCUGUCUCUGCUUUUGGAUCCACUCAGGCCUGUUUAAUUUAAAAUAGCCAGAGUUGCAGUAGCAAAAAGUAGGCAGUACUUCUGAAAACAUGCCGUAAGUGUUAUGUAUCACCUAUGCCAGAAUUUUCACUGGAGGCAAACAGAGACUGACUAGAAAUCUCAUUUGUUUUUUAUGCAUUAGUGCCACAUUUGUAACAAAUGCUUCCUAAAGCACUGCAUUUCUGUAAAAAAAAUGUAAAAUGCUCAGGGAGACCUUAGUUCUGGGAAUAAUAAUUGAAAAGCUACAGUGAAAAUGUUACAUUACACUUAGCAGUAGCAUUCGUAUAGAGCUAGCACACGUUUAAAUUAUGCAGUGCAUUUCACAGACUGUUAAAUUUUAUUUAUUUUAUGUUUUUCUUUAGUACUAUUUUAUCCUUCAUACUGUGAUGUUUUAUCCUGUGGAAUGGGUAGCUCUUGUAAUGUCCCUCUAAAACCAAGCCACAGAAAUGUGGUCACAGCAGAAUAAAGUGCUUUUAGACCUAAAGGGGUUUGAGGUGUGGUGUAUCUGAUUUAUGUACUGUAAAAGCAGAAUUUUGCUACUAGUUGUGUAAAAACAAAUUUCAUAUUUCAUCCAAAAAGAUAUGUUGUGUAAUUGUACCACAGACAGUAGUAGACAGCUGGUAUUGAAAACAAGAGCUACACAUGUUGCUUAAGGGUGUAUGCUAUGUUUGGUUUGUACAGAAAUUCUUUGAACCUCAUUACACACUGUAAAUUUUAAUGUUUUAUAAGUUAUACACAUAAUUAGAUUUUCUAAACCAGCAGUAAAUACAAAGAAUAGAUGAGACAUAACACGGCACCAAAAAUCUGACAGCAGCUGUAAAGCAGAGUGCAAUAAACUUUACUCUUGGUGAGAAACUGUGUAACUGUUAAAGCCCUCAAUGAAUAAUGCUAUAUUUUGGUAACUCUGUGUGUUAACCAAAGUGCCUAUGUCAAGGGAUUUAAUAGUAGUGGGCUAAUUUUGGUAAACCAAAUUUAGAAACAUUCAGCCUGUGAAAAUAUUUUAAAUUGUACAGAUUAAGUUAUAGGCCUGUUGUACAUCCAGUCAGUAGUGACUGGGUAUAAAUAGUGAACAUUUUACAAAAUGUAUACUUUGUUGCUCUGUAUUGUUUCUUGCCCUUUCAGAGCUUUUCAUAAUAACCUGCUUGACAGGUUCUUCUGUCCUUUUUUUGUUCUAAAGAAAAAAAAAACAUGAAAAUAUGUGAAGGCAAUUCCAUGUGCCACUGUUAUGCUUUUAGACUGGUGCUAGAAUAGACAGAUGCUGUUUUGUUGGUGGGUGUAUUUUAGAGAUUUGUAAUAACGCCAUUAAGUUGAAAGUGUAAUAAAUUGUAAAAUGAGAUAUGCUUUACAGACAUUGUUAGCCAGGUAGAUUUAGCAAAUUAGUUUUAAACAAUUGUUAUGGACACAGAUGCUGUAUAUGUUUUGUGCCAUAAGGCAUUAAAAGAUGGCAAUACCCAAUAAAACAGAAAUAUUUGGAUGACACCAUA